This is a messenger RNA of Planococcus citri (citrus mealybug), 8917 nucleotides long. RefSeq names its product neurobeachin-like protein 1. The transcript is spliced from 51 exons. The record is from RefSeq and is a predicted model, not a curated record. Gene Ontology annotation, molecular function: protein kinase binding. The coding region runs from base 285 to 8603 and encodes 2772 amino acids. Gene Ontology annotation, cellular component: cytosol; membrane. Gene Ontology annotation, biological process: intracellular protein localization. Lineage: Eukaryota; Metazoa; Arthropoda; Insecta; Hemiptera; Pseudococcidae.
UUUAUCAGUAAAAUAUUUCAGUUCGUAAUCAUUUUAAUUACGCUUAUUAAAAAACUAAGCGAACUGGAUCAUAUUUUUUCGGUAAUUUCGUAAAUAUUUCGAUGUGCAUAGUACUUAGUAUCUGAUUCAAAUAAAAGCUCGCUGAACAACAUUGUAAAAAUGUAGUCUAUCGGUGCGAGCAAGUUCUCUCAAUUCAUCAACGAAAUUGAGACUUCGAUCUCAAUUCGACAAAAGGAAUAUUAACUGAAGCGUUAUUAUCGGAAUGAGUAAUUUCCUCACUAAAAAUGGAAUCGAAGAAAGAUAUAUAUUCUUUUUGGAUUCAUUACACCACCAAGAAUGAGGAAGUAUAUUUUAGAAAAUUUAUUUCCGGUCUUGUUUCCAUAUGGGAGAAACAAUUGAAUUUGAAUUGGUCCGGCGAUGAAACGUUACCAGUUCCUGAUUCCAUCAAACCCGAUCAAGGCCCUCAUCUCUCUAGGCUACCUGAAGAACUAUUACCAGCAAUUGGAAAAUUUUUGUAUAUCACCAAGGAUAAGACAGAAAAAGAAGACCUAACAUCGGAAGAAUUGAAAGAAGCUGGCUUAUUGGUCAGGACUCUGAUAUUGAUCAGUCGAAAUUUUGGUAAUGUUUCAUCGGUAGCAUCUAGCGAUUAUGUGCAUCUGAUUAUUAGUAUUGCGUCUAAUAUAAUGUCGAAGAUCGCGAAAGAGGAUAUGAAAGAAACAAACGAUGGGAUUGAAUUCUGUAUUCAGUGUUGUCAUUUGCUCGAAUGUCUUUAUGAUCCUUAUUUCAUGUGGCGUUAUUUCAAAAGGACAAGUACUUUAACAUCAAACACCCAGUUAUACAAAUCUUCAUCUGCAGCUUUCCUUCAUAUAGAAGUCGUACCGUUUAUAUUUGAAUAUUUCGAACAAAAGAUUAGCAAAAGUAUUCCGGUACUUUCAUUUGAAUUGCUCAAUGUUCUUGGUGCCGUCGUAUCUGGAUCGCAGGAUAUUAUUAUAACAGAUGAAAAUAAUUUAGAGAUUAUGUGUAACGCGUUGACGGGUGUAUGUCCUGCUACGGCCAGUCUUUUGGUGACAAUCAUUUCAGAUUAUAGUGCUGCGACAAGUGUUCAAAUAAUUGCGAUCAAGUGUUUCAUCAUCAUGAUGCAUACUCUUCUAUCUAUCGAACCGCAUCAGAGACAAAUCGAGAUCAGUACGCUUUUGGAGCAAUAUCGUGGAUGUAUCUCGAAUGUUGUGAAAAAUGUUAAUAAUGAACUAGACGAAGAGAAGCGAAUCUGCCUACUUUGUGUGAUGAUCGAAAUGCUAUCCACUUUGAUCGAUUUAUCGGAUGGAGACGGCGGAAAAUUAGUUCGUUGCAUCAUGGUUCAAAAUUUCGUAUUAGAAAGCGUUCUCGAUGCUCUAGAAAAAGUUGAGGUUGACAACAAAUUGACUAUAUCUUGCAUUAAGACGUUGGCAAAUAUCAUCAAGGAUGAAAGUUUUUCCAAGGAACGUAUGAUUAAAAUAAACGGAUACAGUCGAAUUUUUAGGAAAAUCAAAUUGAUCGAAAAUUUAGAUUGUAGUUUGCUAACGGUAUUGGUAGAAAUGGCCAUCGAAGAGAAAUAUGAAGUCAGCCAAUUUUACGAACUAAAGAAUUCAAAGUUGAUCGUUCCCCUAUUACAAUUACUUCCAUCUCUAGAAGCACGAAAUCAAGAAUGGUUGACUUCUGUUAUUUUUUCAAUUUGCUCUUGCAAUCUGCAAUGUAAAUGGAAAGCGAUUACUUGUGGUUCAAUUAAGGUUGCUUGCGAAGUUCUGCAGAAAUACAAUACAUUAACUUCAAGCUCCAUAAGCCUUUUAAUCAAUUUAAUUGAGAAUUUAGCUUCGAUUUCAAUUAGCACCCUAGAGCUUAAAAAUAUUUUUAAUUUGUUUCUAGUCAAUGAUAAUAAAUUGUGUCCAUAUUAUUUAGCAAUAUUACAAAUGAUUUCAAAUAUUACCAGAACAAAUAGUUUCAUCAACUGUAGGAGUUAUUUUGACGUGCAAUGUAUUUCCGACGGUAUUAAUAUUCCUGAAAUUAAAAAAUGGCCCGGUUCAAUAUUCGGAUUCUCGUUUCAUUGUUGGUUUUCCUUAAAUAAGAUAAAUAGCGGAGAAGAACCGGCGGUUGUCUGUGGAACGUCGUCUUUUCGCCGUCAAUUAUUCACUUUACUGUCCGCUAACAAGCAGGGAAUUGAAAUUCAUGUGAAUGCGGAGAAUAUUUUAAUUAUAAUCAUAAACACCAAAAAGGAAUUCAUUGCGAUUUCUCUAUUCGAUUUUACCUUCGAAGAAAAUAGGUGGUAUUGUUUGGACGUUACUUAUGUACCAGCGAAGAGACCGUUUGCUCAAAAUCAAAUAGUUAUUUUUAUCGAUGGAAUUCAACAAUUAGUUGCCACUGCCAAAUUUGCUCACAUUACCGAAGCUUUUACUUGGUGCCGAAUUGCAGCUCCAAUAGAUGACGCGUCUUUGGAAAGCGAUCUUUCGAAUAGUUCAGAUCAGGGUGGUCACGAUCACGAACGUAGUAUUAUACCGUCCUUCAUUACACAAGUUCCAAAUUAUAUCACAUUCCCUCUGCGAUCAUCUUCUACAAUAAAUCCAUACGUAAAGAGUUUUCCGGUCGGUAUGCAGAGUACGAUUUUUGGACCUGCGGUGGCUCUGUGUGGUCAAAUCGGUAGUGUUUGUCUGUUUCAAGAGCCGUUGACAGCUCAACAGAUCAAAUUACUUUACGAAGCUGGGAUUAACAGCGAUGUACUGUUUAAUAUCGAAGAAAACGUCGAAUUUGUUAAUUUUCAUUCCAAAUUAGUGUUUUCAUUUUCUUCUUCUGCCUGCGCAUUCGACCAUGCUGUGGAUCUAUGUUCCAAGCAUAAACUAGAUGGCAGAACAACAGCCACUAUAUGUGUGAUUCAUUCGUUGAAAGAAAGUGUAAAUAGUAUUGGAGGAGUAAACGUUUUUCUUCCAUUUUUCGAAACAGACAACUAUACGAUAAUCGAUAACUCUGCUGGACAAUCUGUUUCACUAGAAGACUUCAGCGAUAUGUCUGAUUUUGCUAUUUCUAAUUUUAGAAAUGUUUCAGAGGUGCAAUUGGAAGAUAAUCCUGUAGCUGUGGUUGUGAUUAUUAUCAAAAAUUUACUAAAAGAUCUCGUCAAUCAAGAAUAUUUUCUCAAAAGACACGGGUUCGCUAUGCUGGGAAAAUUAUUAGCCGAAGUGUCCGUGAAUUUAAUGGAUGUUCCUGUGCUGGUGUCUGUUUGUAUGUUGUCGGAGGCUGUGAGCCAUUGUAAAAAUAUGCUACUGCAACGGACGUACUAUCAAAAUGUUCUGUUUAAUUUUGAUAUUUGGUCAAAAUGUGACUUGGAAGUACAACAUGGACAUGUGCAAUAUUUAUAUUCUUUCAUUAAAAAGGAUAAAAAGUUUUUCAAAAAACGGUUCGGUGUGCAAUUUUUCUUAGACGUAAUUCGAAUGCAUCUAUCUAAUAUCGAUACGAUGAAUUUCGACGCUGCCAAAGCUGUUCGUGUCACCAUUUUCGGUAUUAUCAAUUUUUACAUUCAAAAAGAAAUCAAUGUGCAGGAAUUACAUGCCAUAGUCGGUUACAUUGUGGCUUGUGGCAAUGACGUACAGAUAAUUGAAGCGCUAGAAAUGUUGAUCAACCACUUGACUAACAAAAUGUGCACCGAUCAGCUCUACUUGUUGCUGUACGAGCAGCAUUGCGCUGAUUUAUUUUAUUCUUUUUUGGUAGAAUCGUGUUAUGGAGAAAAUUUGAAAAAGACUGUGUUGAGGCUCUUUUCUGUUCUCUUACGUACCGACCGAGUUUAUGAACGGAGUAAACUGAGAUUGCAGUUGCAAGAUUAUACACCGAUGGGAUUAUACCCUGGAUUGGUGGCUUCGUUUCCUGCGGACGAAAAUAUAUCUAUGGAAACAGCAUUACUGCUCUUGGAUCAAAUUUUGAUGUCAGAAACUAGCGGCGGUUUUACUGGAGCUUUAGUUCUACUUUGUCGUCUAUCAUCAGCUAGCUUGGAUGUCAAGUUGGAAGCAGCUAGAAAAAUAUUAGCUGUUGUAUUUAUGAAACCCAGUGCUCCUGUUAUGUUUGCUAAACAGAUCGGAUGGCAAGAUUCCAUAACUCGGUUACUCAUUCAUCAUCCCAUAAAACAGAAUCCCACUAAUCCAUCUGAAACGACGGAAUCAGAAAAACUUUCUGUUUCAAAGGAUAAGAAACCCAGUGAUAAGAAUUACCCUUCGAUAAUAAAAGAUGUGACGUCUUUCUUAGUCGACGAAAUAAAAAAUUCACCUCUAGACGGCACCGAAAGUGUAAGUUCGUUGGUAUCCGAUAAUAUCCAGUUUGCGGCUUCAAACAUCAGUUCAGCAGCCGAAAAUGUGUCUUCAAUGGUAGCAGAAAAUAUACACUUUGCUGCCAGCAAUUUAACCUCGGCAGCAGAAAAUGUAUCUUUGUUGGUCACCGAAAAUAUUCAAUUCGCUGCGGAUAGUUUGACGUCUGUGGCAGAAAAUGUUACGUCGGCGGUCACCGGCAACAUUAAUUUCGCAGCUGAAAAUAUUUCUUCGGUUGUAGGCUCAGCGUAUUCGUUGAUAACGCAGAAAACGCCAUCUUUUGAGAGGAAUGAAAAUUCGCAUGUAAACGAAUCAAAAGCACCCGUUCAGAAUGAAGAUUUUACACUUAUUAAUUUCGAUGAUUUGAGCCUCAGUCAUCGCUCAUUUUCUAAUGGAAGUAUCGAUGAGAUUAGCGGCAGUAACCGUUCUCAUAGCAGUCACAGCAAAUACAGCCCAUCCCAUAGCACGUCCAAGGAUUCAAUUAGUGUAACGUCAAUGCAAAGUGGAUCAAACGAUUCCGAUUUAUUUGACGAUAACGAAGAAGAAAGAGUCAUUUUUGACAUGUUGGAACAAUGGAGAAAUUUAGAAAGUGAAAAAGAAGAGGAUAAAGAGCAAGAAUUAUGCAACGCAAUUAUAAAUAUAUUAUUUACCAUCAUGUGGAAAGGUUACGAUGCGCAUCAGAAAUUAGUCUGGAAGGAACGAGGACAAGUUAUGGCAUGCAUCAAUAUGAUCGGUUUAAAUAACGCGUUAUACUGUUCGCAUUUGGAAUUGAAAUUAAGAUUGCUCGAAUUAAUGUUACAAGCAGCCAUGGUCGACUUGAUCGAUAACGCUCAUGUCAUCGAGUUAUCCACUAGAACCGAAAACGCUAAUCAAUUAUUACGUUGGGUGUACGAUUUAUUCGUCGCUGAUCCCAGUCGCAACGAUUCGAAAAAUAUCUCCAUUAAAUUACUAGAUGGAGUGAUUGGUCUUCUCGACGUUCUUUUAAUUUUCCGAGAAAAUCCUAUCGAAGAGACGCCGGAGCUAGUGAAAGCUUCGUUUGCCAUUUUACUGAAGAGUGCAGCUAAUAAAAAUACUGAAUUGUGUGCCAUAGCAACUGCCAAAUUGCAUACAAUCAUUCAAACUCGUAAAAUUUCGGUUAUCGAAGAAGAAUGCUAUAUUCUUUACCUUUUGAACGAAAUUAUCGUUAAGGAUGUUCAAGAAGCAAAUAUGGAACAUUAUUCGUUCAUGGCACCGGUGAUAAAAACCCUGCUCGGAAAAGUGUCAGAUUUAUUGCCUGUAAAUGAAUUUUUAUCGGAUUUGAAUUUUACUAAUCCCGGAUCUGGAUUUUUCGAAAAAUUUCAGAAGUUUUGCGUGGAGAAGAAAUGGAGUGAAUUUUUAGAAAAAGAGGUCAAAAUGCAUUACGACAAAUACAAAAAUUCAUUAGCCACAGAUUUGACCGAAGUGAUGAAUGUGUUUUGGGCCGAAUGCUACGAAGCGUAUAAAAUCAAUUCGCAUAAGAAAAAUAAAAUGGUCUGCGAAAGCAAAGAACGAUUUGAGGAUGUCAUUUAUAAGCCAUAUCUGGCUCGGAAGGAAGAAGAUAAUAUUAGAUUUAGCAACGUACUGAAUCAGUACCGCAAUCAUCGAAUUUUAUUACGGAAGAAAUGGAAAGUACAAAAAAAUUACCUAAUCGGACCUCGGCGUGCUUGGAAAGACAGCCCUAAAGAAGCUCAUUGGAGAUUAUCCCAUCAUGAAAACUUUUCGAGAAUGCGGCUAAAAUUGAUACCAAAUCUACACUUCGACUCGCAUAAAGAUGCUAGUAAUCUUCGUGAUAACACAGGAUGGUCCAAGUUGAGAAUAUCCGAAGAGAUCGCUUUACCUUUGAAUAUUUCCCAGGCUGCUUUACGCCAUGAAUCAGAUUCGGGUGUCGAGCAAUCGUCUGAAGCUGAAUUAAUUAAUAAUCAGUUGGAAGAAAGCGAACUGGACAAUAAAUCAGACGUUACUCAAGGUACCGAGAAAUUGCUCAUAACGUGUGAUAGUGAAUUGGUCACUUUGAUGAGCGUCAUCAAAGGAAAAAUCGAAAUAACAACGAAUAAUUUUUACUUUUACGAUUUAUCUCAAAUUAAAGAAGAUGGCGAUAGGCAUGAUUUCAAAUGGUCGAUUUAUAAACUGAGAGAAAUAUAUCUACGCAGAUAUAAUUUAAGAAAAACGGCUUUGGAAUUUUUCUUAACCGAUCAGACCAAUUAUUUUUUGAAUUUUAAUAAAGAAGUGAGAAACAACGUGUUCAACACAUUGAUGAGAUUACGACCUCCAAAUUUACUAUAUCAUAGUUAUAAGUCUCCGUCGGAUUUAUUACGAUCGUCGGGAUUGACGCAAAAAUGGGUGAAUCGAGAAAUUACGAAUUUUGAUUAUUUGAUGCAGUUGAAUACGAUUGCUGGUCGUACGUACAAUGACCUAUCCCAGUACCCAGUAUUUCCAUGGAUUUUGGCUGACUACGAAUCGGAUGAACUGGAUUUAUCUAAUCCAGCCGUGUUUCGAGAUUUAUCCCGACCUAUCGGAGUUGUUAAUCCAUUAAACGAAGCCGAAGUUAGGAGCAAAUAUAAUACGUUCGAAGAUCCCUGCGGAGUCAUAGCUAAAUUUCAUUACGGUACACAUUAUUCUAAUUCUGCUGGAGUUCUUCAUUAUUUAGUUCGUGUAGAGCCAUUUACAACUUUGCAUAUAGAUUUACAAAGUGGAAGAUUCGAUGUAGCUGAUCGACAAUUUCAUUCGAUACCUCAAACGUGGAAAUUAUUGAUGGAGAAUCCUAACGACGUAAAAGAAUUGAUACCGGAAUUUUUCUAUUUUCCUGAAUUCUUGAAAAAUAUUAAUAAAUUCGAUUUAGGUGUUUUGCAAGGUACCAAAGAAAAAGUUGACGACGUUAUUUUACCGAAAUGGGCUUCUAGUCCGGAAGAUUUUAUUUAUAAGCAUCGUAAAGCUUUGGAAUCUGAAUACGUUUCUAGCCAUUUACACGAGUGGAUUGAUCUCAUAUUUGGAUACAAACAACGUGGUCCUCACGCCAUUAAAGCAUUAAAUGUUUUCUACUACUGCAGUUACGAAGGAGCUGUGGAUUUGGAUGCAAUCGAAGAUCCCACCGAAAGGGAAGCUGUCGAAGGCAUGAUAAACAAUUUUGGUCAAACACCUAGUCAACUACUUAAAGAAUCACACCCUCAAAGGCUCUCUUUAAACGACGCUCUAUUAAAGAUGUUAAAAACUGAUUUCAAAAAACCAGAUCUUACGUUAUUUUUCGAUCAACUGACUCAUUUCCAAAUUGAUAUGGCUUCUGAUCGAGACCCGAUUAUAUUCCUAAAUUCGCCCCGAUCCACUACUAGAGGAUUCCUAAUGUCGUCCAUUCCUGAUGCAUUGAUCACCGUGUCGAGGAACGGAUACAUAGGAAUGCAUUCGUGGACCCCUCAUGAUCGAUAUUCUGCCAAAGGGUUUUCGGUCGUAGUCGACGAUUCAGUAAACAACACCAAGUGGCGAAGAGAUUUGUCCGGUAGCUUUCAUCCGUCCAUUAAAUUGCAUAACAAAUUAUUCGUCGUGUCGCACGAUUCCAAAUUAUUGUUCAGUGCUGGACAUUGGGACUGUAGUAUAAAAAUCUACAGUUUCACUAAGAAUAAAUUCACACAUUCGUUGCUACGACAUACUGAUUUGGUAACGUGCCUUGCCAUCGAUUCUUGUGGUUGGUAUUUAAUCAGUGGCUCAAAAGAUUGCACCGCAGUUGUAUGGGACAUCAAUACGAUUCAUCUAUCAAUACCAAAACCCUAUCAGUUAUUACAUGGUCACGAUGAACCAAUAACUUGCGUUGCCAUUUCAACCGAAUUAGAUAUGGCCGUUUCUGGAUCUCAAGAUGGCACAGUGAAUGUGUAUACUGUACACGAAGGACAUCUAGUCCACACACUAUCCCCUGAAGGCUGUGUUUCACCCAUUGCUGAUGUAACUUUUGUUACAAUAUCCGUCCAAGGACAGAUUGCCUUUUCGGUCACUGAUAAGGUAAAUCAUUCAAUCCACGUGUACAGUAUUAACGGUGAAAAUCUUGGCUCGAAGUAUAUCUUGGGUCAAGUUACCAGUCUUACUACGGUUAAUGAUUGCGUUGUAGUUACUGAUGACGCUGGUGAUCUUACAAUCAGUCGAUUAUUAGGGUUACAUCCAAUGUUCAAUAUACCUCUUCACAUUCCAAUACAAACGGCCGUAGCAACCAGUGGCAAUACCCAUCUUUUGGUGCCUCUCAGAGACGGUCAUUUAGUUGUUAUAGGAUUACCAAAUAAUUAACAGUAUUCGAUGACGUAAUCGAUAUUUUAUCUGAUGUUGUUAUUUUAUUACCUAAGAAUGUUUAUUAUUACUUUUUUUUCCUUUUUUUAAUGUGAAUUUUAAUAUUAUACUCUAAUGUUUUAAAACAAUUUUUUUGAAAAUUUAUAAAAUUACCUAAACGAAGCGAAUAGAAUAAACGUAUGGAUCGAUCAUGUAACUGAACGAUUCCAUUUUUCAUUUUAUCAUCGAACUGAUUUUAAUAUUAUCCUAAUUAAUGUUUCAGUAUUAAAAUAUUGUCGACUUGUUUUCAUCCAAAUAACGAAUUAUUAUUGUCA